CCUUUUCCGGCCUGAGCCGCCUGAGGUGAAGUCGUUUUCUCCCUGUCCCUCUUCGGCUGGGGAUUUCUGCUUUCGCGCCGGCCGCUGCCUGCCGCUUGCCCGAAUUGUCAAGGAUGAUCCCACUCCAAGAGAGAAGUGGAAGCUCUUGCAGCAAGGAGCCCCUUGACAAGUGUCUUCAGGCUAAGAAGGACCUGGAGACGGCAAUUGCUGGAAUAGUGAAGGCUGAACAGCAAGUUAAGGACAACUGGAGAGAGGUGAAAGCUAAGAUUCACAGCUGCAUAAGCCGCCAUCUAGAAUGCUUGCGCAGUCGUGAAGUUUGGCUUCUUGAACAGGUGGAUCUCAUUCAGCAACUGAAGGAGGAGGCCUUGCAGCAGCAAGCACAGCAACUUUGUUGGUUGUUGGGACAAUUCAACUGUCUCAUCCACCAGCUGGAACAGCCUCACAGUAAUGACCUUGCAAAUCAAAUUUCAGUGUGCUUGGAGAGACUAGGCAAUUUAACUCUCCAGCCAGAAGAAACGGCUGUCCUGAACUUUGAGGCUAAUGUGCCAUCCCUUCGUGAGGCCAUCACAUCUUUUGGCUCGAUCACAACAAUGCAAACGUCUGACAAAGAUGACUAUGCCCCUUGGAUUUCAGUGCAGAGCUGUCCUGUGAUGGCCAAACAAGAACAGAAACCUUUGCAUGGAAAACUCUCUGACUGGCUUCUUGGAAGCAACCCUGAUAGUGCCUGCUGUAGUCCGUAUGAUCCUAGCAACAGCCACGAGGACUGGCUCUUAAAAACACACGUACAAGAGACCAAUCAGGAUUUUAAGUCUUCCAAAGUGUGUUACUUGGAGAAAGCAUGGGGAAAUCUGAAAAACCUGGAGAACUGGCUCCUACAGAACCAACAAGAUAUUCCCGAGAAAAUGGAUUCCCGCCGACGCAAGAGUUCCACCUCUACAAUUGGCUCCACCUUUUCCAUUGAAAAGAUAGAUGAAUUGGAGAUCCUAGAGCAAGAAGAAAUGGAUCUUUCUGACUGGCUACUUACUUCUCCUGAAUCGGAAAACAAGAAUGCUUCAGAGGAGGAGUGGAAUCAUGUGUUUAGGCCUUUUAGGGAGGAAUACAAUAUCAAUGAUUGGCUCCCCAAAGUUGAAUCCUGCAAUAAUUGCUGUGGUAAUCAGGCCAAGGGCAUAGAAAUAGAAAACCUUGGCAAUCUUAAGUGUCUCAGUGAGCAUAUCGAAGUGAAAAAGUUGCCCACCAAUGAUGCCUGGCUUCUGCAGCCCUCUUUCAAAGUAGAAGAUGUGUGCAGAGCUAAUGAAUUGUGCUCUAGCUUUUCAGAGUGUGUGUGUGAUGAAAACUGUGAGAAGGAAGCUCUAUGCAAGUGGCUUCUUAGGAAAGAAGGCAAGGAUAAAAAUGGCAUGCCAGUAGGUCAGAUGCCUAGCCUCACCAUGGAGCCCGAGAAGCCUAAACAUGCUGUGAAUAUCUGGCUUCAUCCUUCCCGACAGCCAGUGGAGGAAAUGGACACUUCUAGAAAACAGGACAACCCUGAGGUUGUAGAACCACUGAAAGCACUGCUUGAAACCCCAUUGUCAGCCUGGCUAACUAAACCAGAAGUCAAUGCAUUGAGUGCAGAAGAGAAGUCAAGCAGGGAGAAAGCUGAAAUGAGUUGCAAGAAUUCUCUUCUGGAGUUUCUAGAACCAUUCCGCCUCCCUCUUAAUGUAAACAGUUGGGUUUUGUCUUCAAAGAAUAUAGAAACCUCCAGCCAGCCUCCAGUAGAAGACAAAUGGCUGCUGCGCAAGAAGGCACACGACUGUGGCCUUCCUACAGUUUGUGACCUCUUUGCCUGUAUGAAGCUGAAUGGAGAUAAAGAAAAGUGGCUGUACCGGACUCCUUUACAGAUGUGAAAAGCCUGAACCAUUUGAAACUCACCUUUCUGCUGAUCACCGCACAUUUGUACUGAGUGACUGCAGUCUUCUGCAUUUAUAGUUUGUGUCUGAUACUUGCCUCUUCCAAACUUUGUUGUGCUGUGGAGGUCAACUUGCACCACAUGGAAGCAACAGUACCAUUGUAUGCAUUUCAUGGGCUUUGACAUGAAGAUCUCUCCCUGGCUUGACACUUGGAAGUCUCUUGAAAUUGUGGAAGUCAGUGUUUUGAUGAAAUAUCUUCCUGACAUUUGGACUACACCCAUAAUAGAAUGACUCUUACCUCUUUUCCCCAGGAGAUAGAGUGGCUGAUAAAUUCAGUAGGUAUCUGAAGUUACACUUGUGAGAGUGGGAGGCUUGUAUUUGGCAGUUUCUAAUGAAGAGCUCUUUUUCCAUCCAAUUGCUCCUGAUUAUAAAUAUAUUGAAUUGACACUUAAGACCAUGUUUAAUGAAACAUGGCUGUUAUGCAACAACUAGGUGUUUCAGAGCUGUAUAUUGUAUUCUAAGGGGCUAAAAAUGGAUCUUAUGCCAAACAGAUCAAUAAGGGCUGCCAGUAACUUCAGUGCCAUCUUAAGAUAACUUAGUGUGGGAAGUGAGCUUAAAAAUUGAUUGCAGAGUGGAUGAAAGCUUUUUAACUUGUUUUAAAGCACAUUGUCAAUGGCAAGGUGUUUGUAUUGAAUAGCAAGAAUAUUUAACUUCCAUUUAUUUUAACUUUAUACAACAUUCUAGUCUCUUGGACAUGUUUAGAUGAACUAGCUUGGUGUUCAGGCUAAAGAAGAUGUUGCUUUAAAACCACUUGCCUAGUGCUCCAUGGCACAUAGGAAUUUCUGAUAAGCUCUGAUAAGGAGUAAAAAAUCUUGUUUUUAAAGUGUGUUUGGCCUAGCACAAGUGUGCUUUAACUGAUCUGAACUGCUAAAAGCUAUAAACCUAGGCCUUCAGCAGCAAAAGGGUGUUACUGUCACAUGUACACUUUCCCUUAAUCAGGGCAUUCCUCAAGUGCUGGAAUAGUUUGAGCCAUUCACUGAAAUAUAUGGCAUUGAAUGCUUAAUGUAUGACUCAGAUUAAGAAGAUGGAAUCAGUAAUGAAAGUAGUUGGGCACUCCACUUUUAUAAUUGGUACACAUGAUAGACCAAGCCCUUGCUGCCUUUUCCAUUAAUCCAAUAUUUGUUAAUGCUGAUCAAGUCUCUCCAUUAAGCCAUUGCUAUGAACAAAUUUGCAUAAAUCUGUUGCUUCAGA
Molecule: messenger RNA, 3134 nt
Organism: Elgaria multicarinata webbii
Lineage: Eukaryota; Metazoa; Chordata; Lepidosauria; Squamata; Anguidae
Gene: NCOA4
Product: nuclear receptor coactivator 4
Exons: 10
Coding region: 114-1880 (588 amino acids)
Biological process (GO): intracellular iron ion homeostasis; response to hormone
Molecular function (GO): transcription coactivator activity
Source: RefSeq, a predicted model, not a curated record